Messenger RNA from Cuscuta epithymum, 4087 nucleotides. Lineage: Eukaryota; Viridiplantae; Streptophyta; Magnoliopsida; Solanales; Convolvulaceae. The record is from the annotation of a GenBank genome assembly.
CCCACGGUUUCGUAGCACUAACGAGACUUAUCUUCUGUUAUUAUUAUCUCCUGGUUUUCUGCCUAAUGAUAGUGUGGAAAUUUGUCAAAGCUUACGCAAUUCCUCACGGACUUAGCACUGUUAGCCGCAUAUGCUCAACAGGCUCUCCAACCUGAGAGACAACUCCCGACUCUCUCAACAGUUUUAGCCUCAAUCAACCUGCCUGAUGGCUAGCUGCUUUGGAUAUGACACUUGAUGAUAUGAUAAAGAGCGGGCGUAAUAGUGAGAGAAGUCAGAAAAGUCGGGGCGAGACAGACCUCAACGUGGAAGAGGGACCAGUAGAUCAUUUAGAGGUGGAAAACGUGCUGGAGCUCCUCCUGGUCGAGGUGCUCUUGGUGUUAAUGCCAGAUCAUCAGCCCACACCAUUGUUGUCUUUCCGCAAGAUAAAAGAUUUUCCUUGGCAGAACGGUUUGUUUGAAGAUAGCCUUAGAGCAGCUGGGUUAUCAUCUGGAUUUGAAAGUGGGGCCAAGUUAUAUGUUUCCAACUUGCACAAUAGCGUGACCAAUGAAGAUAUAAGUGAACUCUUCUCUAGAGAUUGAAGAAUUAUUGGUAAUGUAUGUCAUCCACUAUGACAAGAAUGGCUGACAAAGUGGUUCCGCUGAGAUACAAGCAAUGUACCUAAUUGGAUGGAAAGGCUAUGAAGAUUGAAGUAGUUCCAACCAACCCGCAAGUCCACAUGUUAAAACUUAGAUAUACUACGUAUGGAAGGUGGUAGAUAUUCGGUUGAUUUGGGUAACCUCCAACGCAAUCGAAGGAACGAGAUUGAGAGGAAGAAAUCCCGCAAAGGUAAAGAACUUGCCGGUUCUUCAUCUCAAAGCCGAGAUGAUUUUGAAACGGGUUACCAAAGGCGAGAUGGAGAUGCGAUGUCCGAAGAACAACUCCAACAAGAAUUGGCCCGACAUAAUAACCGCUUUCUACAACAACAACAAAUGCCGACGACCAUUGACGAAGAGGAGCUUGAGGAUGAAGAUGCGGAGGAAUUGGAACCGGAGACGGCCGAGGAGGAGGGUGCCGGCAGCCACGUCGCCGACGAGCCUGCCUCAUCCCAAACCGCCACCGGUAAUAAAAAAAGUAAGUCUAAACUAAUGAAAAAUAAUUUUGAUAAAUGGAAGGACCCACAAACCGGCUAUUGGCACGCAACUUGCAAGUGGUGCAACAACAAUUAUAGUUUGGGAACCUCCGGCGGAUACGGAUCCGCCGCAAGGCAUCUUAAGGCAAAGCACCCCGUGGAGUAUGCAAAAUUAGGCGGCGGAACGGGGAAGCAAACUCAAAUAUCGAGGUUUGCGAAUUCUCAACCUUUUGGUAAUUUCUCCUACAAUGAUGCACAAAAUUUGACUGGUAUGGGCCGUAUGGCUAACUUUAUUUGUGAAGACAAUUUGUCUUAUUUGUUUUCUGAAAGUCUUGCUUUAAGAGAUUAUGCACAAGGUAGUUUAAAUCCUCAAUUUAGAAAUUAUAGUCGCAAAACUGUUAAGAAAGAAAUAAUAAGGCUUUAUAAAGCGGAAAAGGAAAGGUUACAAAUUUUUUUUGCAAACUUUGAUGGGCGUGUUACUAUUUGUUCUGACAUAUGGGAGGAUGAUUUUCAUCAUUUAUAUUAUUUGGGUCUGACUGCACAUUAUAUUGAUGAGGAUUGGAAUAUGCAUAAACGUGUUCUUGCUUUUCGUGAAUUUAAUGAUCGUCACACCGCUGAACAUAUUUAUAUUUUGAUUGAGCGUAUUUUAAUUGAGUAUAAUUUGAUUGAUAAGGUGUUUGCUAUUGGUUUCGAUAAUGCUACUAAUAAUACUGCUGCUAUACCUAGAUUGCGUGAGUUGUGUGGUGCCAAUACUUUGAUGGGUAGAUUUUUUCAUCAACGGUGUGCAUGCCAUGUUAUAAAUUUAUGUGUGCAAGACGGUUUAAAAGCGUCAGGAGAUUCCAUGGAGGUAAUCAAGGGGGGGAUUAGACGUAUUUGGGGUAAUGGUCAACUUAGAUUAAAAUGGCAAACUUAUUUGACUGAAAGAGGUGUGAGAUAUGUUGCUUUUCCUAAAGAUUUGAGUAUUCGUUGGAAUAGUACUUAUAAAUUACUUAAAGUUUUUCUUAGAUAUAAAGAACAUUUUCCUGCUUUUUUAAAAGAACAUGAUAACUAUAUUAUAAACGCGGCUGAGAUCGACACUUGCGAAAAAAUCUGUAAUGUUUUGAUAUAUUUUUUUAAUGCUACUGAAACUUUUAGUCAUGUUUAUAAACCUACCGCAAACCAAUUUAUUCCACAAGCUGUUAAUCUCGCCGAUGCUUUUAAAGAAUUUCAGAAUCCCGUUUUCGUUCAUUAUUUUUGUGAUUCUAUGAAGAAAAAGUUUUUAAAAUAUUAUGUGCAUAUUCCCCAUAUUUAUGGUAUUACAUUUAUUCUCGAUCCUCGUUAUAGACUUGCUAAUUUGGAAGAUUGUUUCAACUUCUAUUAUCUUGCUUUUUUGGUGAAUUUCCAAUGUAUGACGAUAACCUCAUAGAUCCGAAAACGGAAUACAACGAGGUUAGUACUUUAUUUUAUGCCUUAUUUAAUGAGUUUCGUGCACAAUAUAGUAGGGGUGGGUUCGGUUCUUGCGGUUCGGUUUUGACCUAAAACCAAAUAUAGAAUCAAAGUAAAAAGUUCGGUUCGGUUUCGGUUCGGUUUUACACUCCAAAACUUGGAACCACGGUUUGAUUGGUUCGGUUUGUUUCGGUUCGGUUUCGGUGUUUUCGGUUUUUUACCAAAAAAUUAUCACUUGAUUCAAAAUUGAUAUAAUACUUGGAGGGAUCAAACAUAUUACAUAAAGAAUGCAAGCGCAAUACAACGACAAAUAAAAUAAAAAUGAGAAGAGAUAAAUAUGUCUUGAAUUAUAUGAGUAUGCGAGAUAGAUAAAACUGUAUAUAUUAUAGAUUUAAUUUGUUUGUGAGUAGUUCGAAAAAAGUUCAUGAAUAUAUACAUUCUAUACUUUUAUGUGAUAUAGUUGAGAUGAAUAUUUAUUGUUUUAUCAAUAUAAAAUCUUUAAGUUAUCUAACUAGUAAACACAUAUUAUUAUCUUUCAAUAUAGCUACAUUAUUACAGACAAUGAAUGUGUAAAUGAAUUUAUAAACUAAAUUAAACUAAACAUAACACAAACAUUAUUUUUCUAACACAAGAAAGCCAAAGACUAUUGAUGAUAUUAAGAUUAAUUACAAUUAAUGCCUAACAAUUUAAUUAUAAAUUUCAUAUUUUAAAUAAUUCGGUUUGUUCGGUUCGGUUCGGUUUUGAAGGGUAAAAGCCAAAACCGAACCAAACAACUUCGGUUCGGUUCGGUUUUUUACAUUCGGUUUCGGUUUCUUAGCGGUUCGGUUUUAUUUGGUUGCGAUUCAAUUUAAUUUGAUUCGGUUUUCGGUUUUCGGUUUUUCGGACCCAGCCCUACAAUAUAGCAACGCUCCCCCUCCCCCGUCACGAACAUCUUCAUCUAAAGGAAAAUCGAUUUUUAAAUCUGCAUUUGGCAAUCUUAUGAAAAAAACAAAAACAACUCACAUCACUGAACAAAGUGCAUUGAAUGAGAUUACUUUGUAUUUAACAUAUGAAGUUGAUUUUGAAGAAAAUGAUGACUUUGACGUUCUAGACUGGUGGAAGUCAAAAGAAAGAACGUUCCCGAUUUUGGCACGGAUGGCUAAGCAAGUACUAUCAAUGCCGAUUUCAACAGUUGCUGUGGAACAAGAAUUUAGUUCGGCCUGCAACGUCCUAACGGCAUCUAGAUCGAGAUUGAGCGCGGAGUCUCUUGAGACGCUUAUAUGCUACCACGAUUGGUUGAAGGCCGCACGUAGAACUCAAGAAAUGAGCAUCACCCCCUCCCAAGAUUUUAUGGAUGACUCAACAACCGAUGGUGGCUCUACCUAUGCCGGAGGUUCCGAUUGAUUAGUAUUUUAGAAUUUAUUAUAAAAUGUAUUUUGUAGCACUUGUCAAAUUUAUUUAUACUUGUACUUCAUAUUUCAAAAUUGUAAACUUGUACUUCAUAUUUCAAAAUUGUAAAUUUGUAGUUGUACUUCAAAUUAAUUUGUAAACUUGUACUUCAUAUUUCUAAUAAAU